CACACACAGAGCAGAAAGGGUUUAGGGGAAGGCUCCAGUGUUAUUAACAAUGCUUAUGGCAGUGAGAAGGCCUGGGCUCUGGAAUAAUCUCCAUUCUUUGUCUUCAAACCUGUCAAAUUUCCACAAUUCAUAAAAGUCUCUUCCUUAGAGUAGUCCAGGAUGGCUACUCUGAUCUUUGUUGAUAAGGAUAAUGAAGAGCCAGGCAGCCGUUUGGCAUCUAAGGAUGGGUUGAAACUGGGCUCCGGGGCCAAGGCCUUAGAUGGGAAAUUGCAGGUUUCAACAACUCGAGUUGGCAAGGUGUUCAAUGCUCCGGCCUUGCCCAAAGCCGGCAGAAAGGCUCUGGGCACCAUCAACAGAGUUAGCGGAAAGCCCGUGAAGACUAGAAAUCCCCUCCAACCAAAACAGCCAACCUUGGCUGUGAAAAAGAUCACCGAGAAGAAGUCUGCUAAGACACAAAGCUCUGCUCCUGCUCCUGAUGAUGCCUACCCAGAAAUAGAAAACUUCUUCCCCUUCAAUCCUCUAGACUUUGAGAGUUUUGACCUGCCUGAGGAGCACCAGAUCUCAGUUCUUCCCUUGAAUGGAGUGCCUCUCGUGAUCCUGAAUGAAGAGAGAGGGCUUGAGAAGCUGUUGCACCUGGACCCUCCUACCCCCGUGAAGACAUCUUUUCUACCGUGGGAAUGUGAUCCGCUGCAGUCUCCUUCCAGUGCCCUCUCCACUCUGGAUGUUGAAUUGCCACCUGUUUGUUACGAUGCAGAUAUUUAAACUUCUUACUCCUUUAUAGUUUAUGUAUGUUAUAUUAAUAAAGCAUUUGUGCAUAUGCUCA
Molecule: messenger RNA, 823 nt
Organism: Mastomys coucha (southern multimammate mouse)
Lineage: Eukaryota; Metazoa; Chordata; Mammalia; Rodentia; Muridae
Gene: Pttg1
Product: PTTG1 regulator of sister chromatid separation, securin
Exons: 6
Coding region: 160-762 (200 amino acids)
Biological process (GO): chromosome organization
Cellular component (GO): cytoplasm; nucleus
Source: RefSeq, a predicted model, not a curated record